CUAGUACCCCUAUAUAAAUUUAUGUUAUCGCCCACUUGGGUGCUGCCUGUUUUCCCUGCAUCACAGCUCUCUUCUCUGUCUUCCUGUCUGAUCCUUUCAACAGACUUUAGACUUGUCUUCCUCCGCGCCCUCUCUCUCUCUCUCUCUCUCUCUCUCUAUAGGUCUUCAGCUUCUGCUUCGUUUUUCGUGUCAUUGUUGAUGAACAACCUGACAAACAAAACCCAUUCUUUUCUGAUAAUAAUUUGACUUAGAGAUUCUUCAUUUCAUUUACACACGGAGAUGGUGUUAAUGUUGUGACUUGUGAACCUGACUGGUGGGCUUUUUCAGCGGAUGAUGAUGAGGUCUGCCUGUUGCUCCUUUUCGUUUUCUUGGUUUUUGUUUUGUUUGAUGGGUACCAGAGAGUGAGCCCAGAUUGUGUCCCUUUGAGCAAUGGCAAGAAGCCAGCCAUGAGAGCCAUAUCCAAAGAAGAUGGGUUGACAGAGACUCUCACAACCAGCACAGUUUCAACUUUAGAACCCACAAAACCAUUCAGAUUCCGAUCCCAACCCACAACCCAAGACCCGACCCAAUCCCAAUUCGGAGCCCGACCCACUUCACCCAACUCCGACAACCACCACCGGAGCCCGACCCAGCGGCAGGACAAGAGCCCCAGCCGUACCCCAAGCCCCAGCCGCGGCGCCGGCGAUGUGUUGUUGCAGUGGGGCCACAAGAAGCGGUCGAGAGUCUCGAGAACUGAGAUCCGAGCAGUGACCGAUGAGUCUUCUUCCUCAGCUCAAGCAAGGCAAGCUGGUGUGAAGCUGCAGAGGAGAGACAAGUCUAUGCCGCCGCCGCCUCCUCCUCCACCCCUUUCUUCCUCCGCAACGUCGUCGUUUUCCAAUGGCAGACUUAGAAAGGAAGCGUCCGCGUUGCUUCCUAGCAGGAAUUUAGAAGAUCGAUCUGCUGUGGUUAAUGGGUCCCCAUCAAGAAACCCAAAUGGCGGCAGCAACAGCCGAGCUGUUUCUAGAUCUACGGCUGGGAAAAGAUCUCCUCCUCCUGAGAAAAAUGACAGAAAGCUGCCUCCUUGCUCAGGCAGGUCAUCAGCCAAAGAUGACAAGUCAAAUGGACCCUCUGUGCAAGUUGAUCGUCAGCACCAUGCUGAUUCUGCUUCAUUGCAAUCGGACCAAUUAGCUGCCACUGCUAAUUGUGCUGCACCAGUUGCAGCAGCAGAUAAGGUCAACUAUGAAGUGGUUGAGUGGCCUAGAAUUUAUAUUGCCCUGUCAAGAAAAGAGAAGGAAGAUGAUUUCCUUGCAAUGAAAGGCACAAAGCUCCCCCAGAGACCCAAGAAAAGGGCCAAAAACAUUGACAGAACCCUCCAGUAUUGUUUUCCAGGGAUGUGGCUGUCUGACUUGACAAGGAAUCGCUAUGAGGUCAGGGAGAAGAAAUGUGUGAAGAAGCAAAAGCGAAGGGGGCUCAAGGGAAUGGAGAGCGUGGACAGCGAUUCCGAGUAGUACUAGUAUUUUAUUCCCCCACAAUGUAAAACUUAUUAAAAAAAAAUGAUAAAAACAAAAAAAAAUUUGAGAGAGUGAGAGAGAGAGAGCCCUCUCCAUCCAAAGUCAGUGGGACCCUUUUGAUAGUCCACCUGCCCUUGCUUUGUAGGACACACCAUGUCUUUGCUGUCGUUUUGCAGAUCACGAUCUGUCGUUUUGAUGAGCAGAGACAAAGCAGCUGAGAUGUUGUUGUUCUUGGGCUCAAGGGUGGUGGUGGGGGUUUUGUUUUUGAAUUUGAGGCAUUUUGUUGGGUCACGGACUGAGAGGUGUACAGUACAGACGACUUUAAAGAGCCUCAUGACUUGGUCUGUGGACCCCCAACUCUGCUUGCCUUUGAUAAAUUAUAACUAGAAUUUUCUUUUCUUUUCAAUGUUGUUGUUUUUUCAUUAAUUAAUUUUAAAUUUGUUGGGUUUC
Messenger RNA from Prunus mume (Japanese apricot), 1940 nucleotides. Its product is annotated as Serine/Threonine-kinase, putative (DUF1639). NCBI's taxonomy places the organism in Eukaryota, Viridiplantae, Streptophyta, Magnoliopsida, Rosales, Rosaceae. The record is from RefSeq and is a predicted model, not a curated record.